Molecule: messenger RNA, 1143 nt
Organism: Zygosaccharomyces rouxii
Lineage: Eukaryota; Fungi; Ascomycota; Saccharomycetes; Saccharomycetales; Saccharomycetaceae
Gene: MAC1
Product: Mac1p
Exons: 1
Coding region: 1-1143 (380 amino acids)
Biological process (GO): intracellular iron ion homeostasis; positive regulation of transcription by RNA polymerase II; intracellular copper ion homeostasis
Cellular component (GO): nucleus
Molecular function (GO): copper ion binding; RNA polymerase II cis-regulatory region sequence-specific DNA binding; DNA-binding transcription factor activity, RNA polymerase II-specific
Source: RefSeq, a predicted model, not a curated record
AUGAUAAUCUUUGACAGCGAGAAGUAUGCCUGUGCGUCGUGUAUCAGGGGACACAGAUCUUCAACAUGUAGACACACGGAUAGAAUGUUGGUAAAAGUUCGCAGUAGAGGUAGACAUGCAUCUAUGGAUAUUAGAAAAGUUAUCAUCGUGGAAACAGAUUCUCAAGUUACACCGGAUGAAAGUUCGCCGUCGUGUGACAAAUGUUAUAGUGACUCUAAAAAUGAAUGUGAAAAGAUGAACCGCCAACCAAUUUUAUUCCUAAGGACUAGAAAAACUCAGAGGGCUAUUUUGGCUGAUGGAAAUCUGCAAAUUAUUGUGGAGAAUGAUGCUAAGCCUCAAGAUGGUUCAGAUAAACCUCAUCCGCCUUUCAAAUACAUUUCUGAAAAGGACUUCCUGCGAAUGCAUUUGGUUAAUGAAAGGGAACCUAGUUCAUGUGGUUGUGGUAAAAAUAAUAAAAAAUCCAAGGAAGACAUUACAAAGGUAGAGCCUGCUCUUGAGACUCCACUACCACCUACAGCACCGCUAGUACCUUCAGCAGAUAGCGCCUUUCCCAUGGAAAAUGUACCGCAGAACGACUUUAACUCCAAGGAUCCGUUUGCACUGAAUGCGGAUCCAAAGCAGAUGGUGGAACUUUUAACUCACAAGGGUCUAUUUCUAAGUACACAGUGCUCCUGCGAGGAAGGUCACUGUGUAUGCGCCAAUUGUCUGCUUCACAGAAAUGAAGAAGAAUUAAGCUCGUACAUCCAAAGGAGUGGUGUUCCUCUAACUAACAUGGGGGAAGCUCAACUAUCAAAUCCAAUGAUGGUGGGUACAGGCUCAUGCAACUGUCCGCCGGAAGAUUGUGAGUGUGAAUCAUGCCCUGAUCAUCCUUGUGAAAAUAUGUCAUUCAACAAAUUGCUACUAACGGGAUUACUCAACGCACCUCUAAGGCGUAAGACUAAUAUUGUUUACAAGGGCAAACUAAUACCGUCCCAAUACUGGUGGGAUUUUCUCAAGCUACACAUACCUCUUAUGGGAGAUUCUCAGUUGGAAUCGUUAGACAUAAUCGGCUGGUUCGAAAGAAUCGUUUCCAUUUAUGAGCAUCAGUUGGCAGAUGCCAAUGCAAACGUCGCAAGUGUUCCCCAAUCGCUCUUUGCACUGUAA